Molecule: messenger RNA, 697 nt
Organism: Boeremia exigua
Lineage: Eukaryota; Fungi; Ascomycota; Dothideomycetes; Pleosporales; Didymellaceae
Exons: 2
Coding region: 94-663 (189 amino acids)
Biological process (GO): rRNA processing
Cellular component (GO): Mpp10 complex; small ribosomal subunit; small-subunit processome
Molecular function (GO): structural constituent of ribosome; rRNA binding; snoRNA binding
Source: RefSeq, a predicted model, not a curated record
CAGUCUAGCGCCGCUGCCCGCCGACUUUUUGAAUCUGAAGUCCGCGGCAGAGCGACCACCACCGCACGCACUGCACCCAGCCACGCCGCCGCCAUGACGCGCAAACUCAAGCACCAUGAGCAGAAGCUGCUGCGCAAGGUCGACUUCAACACGUACAAGUCCGACAAUGACCACCGCGAGACGCUCGUCAUGCGCCGCUACGCCAUCCAGGGCCGCGACGACUACCGCAAGUACAACCAGCUGUGCGGCUCGCUGCGCCAGCUCGCCCACCGCAUCUCGAACCUCGACCCCGCCGACCCGUUCCGCCGCAAGCAGGAGGAUCAGCUGCUCGAGAAGCUGUUCGACAUGGGCAUCCUGGGCACCGGCGGCGGCGGCCGCGGCAAGCUGAGCGACAUUGAGCACAAGGUCACCGUCAGCGCCUUCGCCCGGCGCCGCCUGCCCGUCGUCAUGGCCCGCCUGCGCAUGAGCGAGCACCUGACGAGCGCCAUCAAGAUGAUCGAGCAGGGCCACGUGCGCGUCGGCACCACCGUCAUCACCGAUCCGGCCUACCUAGUGACAAGAAACAUGGAGGACUUCGUCACCUGGGUCGACUCGUCCAAGAUCAAGCGCAACAUCAUGAAGUACCGCGACAAGGUGGACGACUUCGAGCUCGAGGCCUUGUAAACUCACUGGGCCAUUGCAUAACACGGCGUUCACG